UAAGAGAAGUUUUUACCGAUUUAUUUUGUCGGCCGUUUCGAUAACUCACGUGUAUAACCGGAAUAUCGGUGACUAGUGAUUUACAUCUACUAUGCAUCUGCUAUACAUAAUAUUAUUUGAUGACUAUACUAUCGUGACGUAUCGCCAAAAUUGACCUUCUCUCCACGUAUUUCAUUUCCGUUCGUUUCAAUAUCAAAAAUGCAUGGUGAUAAUUCUCGAUGUCCACAUCGCUUAUCCUUCAGUUUUCGAAGCCCUGUCUCAUAGUCGCGCUCAUAGUUUACAAUUCCAGUUGUAGCUUCUCCAAUCAACUAUCCCGGAGCUCUCGGUAACUCCACCCACGUUCAUCUGUAUUUCCACAACCAAACAAUACGUUAGCUUUAUCUGCACCCACACCCCGCACCAUAGAUAUAUUGAACCCAUACCGGUCUACGUGUAGUUAUUAGUUCGCGAUCGUUCGGCUGGGCAUAGAAUCAGGGACCGUCCAAAAAAUAACUACUCCUAAGCGUUUGACGUGGGCGAUAUAUCGCCCGCGCCCAUUCGUUAUAUCUCGCCGUGCGUAUAAGACGAACGAUGAACGAGAAUGCCCCGGUAUUCGAUUCUCUUUUUGAUAAAGAGGAAAUUCAACACGCGACGGCUACCAGUUUUCGGCUUUAGCGAGAAAUGGGAAGCCUGAAAGGGACGCGGGAAUUUUCGAGCGUCCAAUUGCGAACACGAGACACGGGGUAUCGGACGGAGAGGUACCGGCACAGGUCUAACGGUAAUCGAAGAAAUUCUAGAAGCCCCGCAAACUCCAGGAACCAAGUGAUCGGAAUUUAAACACGUUGGGGAAUGAUAUAAAUAUCUGCAGAAAGUCCCCGUGGGCGGGGGCGGGGGGAGGGCAACGUGGUUCGCGACGAAGGAGAUGAAAGAGACGAACGAGACGGGAAGGGAGACGAAGGAGAUGGUGAAAAAUCCGGAGAAUGGCGCGAUAGGAGGGAUGCAUAAAGGCGAAAGAAGUGAUAGAGUUGGCAUUCUUGACCUAGCCAUGCGUGACCGGAGGCUGCGGAGCGCUAUCGGUCCGCGGCGUACCUACUACUCACAUGCCUGGUAGCGCCGAACAAGCGAGCAGUGUCUCAACGGAUACCGAGUAUCCGAGUAUCCGAGUAUCCGAGUAUCCGAGUGCAAACGCGAGGCGUGAGAUUUUAGCUUACGUCGUCGGGUCACCGAGUGCGACGAACGCAAUUCGCUCUCUUGCGUCUCUCCUCCUCUGCACAGCCCUUCACCCUUCGCCCUUCCAUUCCUUUUUCUUCCUUCUCUGCUCGACUUGUACGCUACGCGCCUUCUCCCUCGGCGGUUUCGCCGAACUCUCACGCGGUCGACGUUCGCACAGUCUGGCAUCAUCAUUUUUCGGCGCACAGCCGCACCGGAAAGAAACAACUUGCGGUCGCAUCGCAAUCCGCGCCAAUUUCAACGACUCUCGGCAUUCACUCGGACACAUGGAAAUCGAUGCGGGCCGCGGUUGAAAAAUUGCCCCCGCGACUGACAGGAUUUGCGUGCAACAUGCCACUCGAUUCGGUAUUUCGUCCGGAGGGUGAUGUGAAAUCUCGCUGAUUUCGUCGGCUGUGCCGUACGUAUACUUAUCCGAACACAUUGCGAGUGUGCAUAGGCGCGUUACCGAUCUCACGAUGAAACAGCUCGCGUGAAUCGGGUUCAUGAGUUAUUUCAUCGCUGCCCUUGUUGAAAAAAAACGACAAUUUCGAAGAUUCCUCUCAAUAAAAUUGAAAACCGAUCUCCGCGCCUACGAUUGAAACAAUCUGAUCGGUUUAUCUCCGUUCCCCGCUGUUUCCCGAACGGCAACGCGAAUUUACCGUGGUUCGAUUCGAUCAAGAACGAGGACGUACGAUCGGUAUGAGAAAAGUUUGACGCGCUUGGAGAAAAUAAAUAGCGCGUUGCACGUACGUAAGGACCACGAAAAAUGAGGAGGAUAGCGUCGACUGCCGAGCUAACGUGAGCGAGAAAGACCCGACGACUCGACUACUAUCGACUAACGGCCACCGUAUGCGCCGCCUCGAUCGUAACGUUGUAACAGUUUGUUGAUCUUGGAAGACCGUGAGCCGGUGCAGCGCCGGCGAUACCGAUGUAUCGGCUACGGCCUCGUGGCGGUUGUUCGGAAAAUCCGAGGUUACGCGGAAUCGGAGUCUGGUUGCCUCGGCUCCCCGGUAACGCUGGCCUGGUUCCCCCUGACUACGAAUCGGACGAUCAGCUUUCAGACUCACCGGUCAAUAAGUAUACCCGGUGCACGGGUACUCGCACACGCGGGCGUUACCCGCACCUCGUCUCCCAUCAAUUUGCCGAUGGGUCGUAAUCUCAGCUCACAUUCGACACCCGGUAUCUCCGAUGAGGUCUACGGGAUCGCGACAUUUGCGAUUCCGACAAUUUACCGGGUGCCAGAAUGCGGUGGCUCGGGUACGUGGCGACAAUCCUCUGGUGGUCAGGCAUCGCUAGGUCCCUCAGCACGCUGAAUCGAGGUCACAGUUACAAGAUCAGCCCGAAGCCCUGCAGAGGACCCGAACCAGGGAACGAGGAAGGGACGUGCAUGUUCGUUUGGGAGUGUAUAAAGUCAGAGGGUAGUCACGUCGGUGUUUGCGUGGACACCUUUAUGUUCGGGAGCUGCUGUGUCCACAAUUCGACGGCGAACAACGUCAACGCGACCCCUGUCAUCUCUGGGGGUAGUCCGAGCACGCGGCCCUCCCUUGCGGAGGCCUUGUACACUUCGCCGUCGGGAUCCAAGUCUCCCGGGUCGUCGCAAUACCCGCAGAGGACUCACCCCGCUACUCCGUCGCUCGGGCAUCACGGCUACGCGGGCGUCACUACCGGAAGUUCACAGGGCAGACCUCAGAGGCCGAAGCCCACCGGCGUGGGCUCGGGUCCGGGUAGACCCGCUCAGAAGAGGCCGCAGGGCACCCAACUUGCGAAUCAGGACAACAGGCUCACUAACGAUUUUCACGUGGAGACCGAAAGCAUAGAAGUGAGCGAAACCGAUGACACGCAAGCCGUUGAUCAGAGUCCGAAGUACCCGGGACUUGGGGGGCCGGUGGACAAGGACGACGUGUCGCACAAUACGCUCGUAGUAAAAUUACCGAGCAGGAUACCCGGCCAGGAAGCGAGGCCGCACAGACCGGGUUACAGUCCGAAACCCCACACCGCUCAAAGGCCGUCCGAGUCCAGACCCGACGACGGUAAAACGGAAGACACGGACUUGGUCGUGCAGGCGACCGUGCACAAGCCCAACGUCGACUCGGGGCUCGCCGGAAACAACGGAGCCAUCGUCCAGAAGCAGAACCCGAAUUUCAUUCACACGGAACGUCCGCAGUGGGCCACGAAGCCCAAUCUCUCUCAGAAGCCCUCGACUGACCCCUCAAAGCCGCUCGUUUACCCGAAAACCACGACUUACCGUCCCGGAUCGAUCGCGAACGCGAAGCCGAAUUUCGUCUCGAAUACCGAUGCGGAUAAGAUCUCUGUGAAAACGACGAGCAUUACGCGACCCACUUACUACAGCAGCCAAUUGACCGGCACAGCCGGAUUCACGCAGCAUACGAUCCAAUGGCAGGUCACCACGGAACCUGCUUUCGUCACCAAACAGAAGACCCCGACCGAACGACCUCCGACCGUCUUGGAAGCCACAAGACCCACGGUGUCCAGUCCUCAGAUUUGGUCCGAGAACACCUGGACCCCGCCCAGACAAUCCCCCAAACCUCAUUGGACUGACAGCCCGACUUGGUUCGAGGGCGGCCCUGAAAGCUUCCCUUCGAAACCUCCGGGACCCACCAGACCUACCAGACCGAACAAACCCUACCAGAGCAUGGACUACGAGAAGCCUCUAGGCUCCGCUCACUACAUAACGACAUCCUACGUGGAGUCAUCGACUAAGGCGAAGCCCAUCAAGAAACCGAGCACGACUGCGACCCCGACAACAACGCCGAGCGGUACGUCCUCGACGAAAACGAUAACGACAACAACGACGAGAACUACGAGCGCGGAAAACCCCGUAACGUCUCCCUCGUCGUCCACGACCGCGAGCACCACUACCAAAAGAAUUCCUGGCAACGUUUUGACCGUCUCCGCGUCUACGGGUAGCAAGGAAACGCAGUGCGGUGUCCCCCCGUUGUUCCCACGUCCCGAGACCCGAAUAGUCGGCGGAAAGGACGCCCCGUUCGGUAGGUGGCCGUGGCAAGUCUCCGUCCGAAGAACGUCCUUCUUCGGAUUCUCGAGUACGCACAGAUGCGGGGGUGCGGUCCUCAACGAAAACUGGAUAGCCACCGCUGGUCACUGCGUCGACGAUCUGCUGACGUCGCAGAUCCGUAUUCGCGUCGGCGAAUACGAUUUUUCGUCCGUCCAGGAGCGUCUCCCUUUUGUGGAAAGGGCGGUGGCGCGAAAAGUGGUCCAUCCUAAAUACAACUUUUUCACCUACGAGUACGACCUCGCUCUGGUACGACUUGAGACAUCACUCACCUUUGCGCCGCACAUAUCGCCGAUCUGUUUACCAGCCACCGACGAUCUGCUCGUCGGCGAAAAUGCCACCGUCACCGGAUGGGGACGACUCAGCGAGGGAGGGACGUUACCCUCCGUCCUGCAAGAGGUUUCAGUGCCGAUUGUCAGCAACGAAAGGUGCAAGUCGAUGUUUCUAAGAGCUGGAAGACACGAGUUCAUCCCCGAAAUAUUUCUGUGCGCGGGGCAUGAAAUGGGGGGUCAGGAUUCCUGUCAGGGCGAUUCCGGGGGUCCUCUGCAAGUCCGCGGUCGUGACGGACGUUAUUUUUUGGCGGGCAUAAUAUCGUGGGGUAUCGGCUGCGCGGAGGCUAAUUUGCCAGGCGUUUGCACGAGGAUAUCAAAGUUUGUUCCAUGGAUUUUGAAGAAUGUCACUUAGCCCGAGAUCACCCGUCGAGUCUGGAAGGUGUUCCAGUCUUCGCUGGAAGCGGGUCUAUAUUUCCGGUACCUUGAGCAGCAAAGGAAUGGAUCCCGAAGUGUCGGGGAUUGAGACGCAACUGAAUGUAAAACCAAUUGUAAGAAUAAUGUCAAUUCGAAACCCAACAAUACUCGAUCGACGACCAAACGCCCAGACUUCGUGGGAAGCCGCGCUCUAACACGAGAUAACUCGUGCGAGUCGGCGUAUCGGAGGAGACCUGUUUCAUUGUUGUAACUAUGUACGCAAGUUCGUUGAGGUGAAAAAUAGCAGAUGGUGAGCAGUACAGAAUUACAAUCGAUGAAUAUAAAUGAAUCGUCAUUCGAUGAUAAUGUUCCAACGAAUAAACGAACUGGCGAUAAGUACCGCUCAGUUUACGCGGAAUACGGCAUACGUGAGGAGAGAUGUACUAUAUGUAUACAUAAAUUUGUACGUAAAAAAUAUUGAGGUUUGAAAGGCUUUCGUCGGAUAAACAUAAACAUGCUACGGUCUUGCCUCGGAAUGACGACACCGACGAAACGUUGAUGUUGAACUACGUCGUGUUACGAGAACCGUGUAGUAAUAGACGUUGCGAGGUAGACACAUGUUAUGCCUAUAGAUGUGUCGUUAUCGCAACACCCGAUAAUUGCUGCUUUUCCGAACGGUUCUUUCCAUAAAACACACACGCACGUACACACACACAUAAUCACACACAUUUUUGUACAUAGCACUACUCAAUUGUAAAUCACUAUAGCUAUACAUAGUAUAGGUGAAGUAUGCAUAUAUUAUAGCAAUAUAUUAUAAUAAUUACAGUGAUAAGUUACAGAUUUAUUAAAUAAUGAUAAUUACCAACGUAAUAUUUAAUAUUUUUCGAAGAACAUAAAUCUAUUGUUCAUAAACAAUGUCAAAUAAAUAUCUUUUCGUUCUUA
Molecule: messenger RNA, 5847 nt
Organism: Athalia rosae (coleseed sawfly)
Lineage: Eukaryota; Metazoa; Arthropoda; Insecta; Hymenoptera; Athaliidae
Product: serine proteinase stubble
Exons: 9
Coding region: 2432-4903 (823 amino acids)
Biological process (GO): proteolysis
Molecular function (GO): serine-type endopeptidase activity
Source: RefSeq, a predicted model, not a curated record